GUGAGGGAAAUGUCCUGAGUGGGGGUGUGGAGGGACUUACAAGGUGACUUCCAGCAGUCCAGGCUGGUGGUAACUGGCACAGUGUAUAAGAUGAUUUGAGAGAAAGGGAGGAAUCGGCCUGGCCAAAGGGAAGGACGUGUUUGUGUUAAGGAUAUAGAACUGUUGAGUCUAAGUUCUCAGCCCUGGUAUAGGGGCAGGAUUUAAUGGGGUCCCACUCAGGAGCCAAGUCCCCAGAGAGACGGGUGUUAGGGUGUAUCCUGUAUCUUGAUUCUCUCCCUUGGAGCAGAGUUGUAUGCAGUCUGAACCAAAUGUAACAUUCUUAUUUGUUAAAUAAGGAAACAGGCGCAGAGACCUGGAAUUAUCCACUUGGUGGCUUACCUGGCAGAUCCCAGCUUCUUAGCUCCUGUGUGUGUGUGUGUGUGUGUGUGUGUGUGUGUGUGUGACAGAGACAGAGACAGAGACAGGGGAGUUUCUUCCCUUUUCCAGGGCCCCAGUCUCGUCAGUGCCAGGAUGAUAGUCUCGGAUGCAUAAGAAAUAUGAGGAUUGAAACGCAGUGUGAUGGUCUUCAGUUUGCUCGUCUUUCACAUCCCUUGUGUGUGGUUUCUUAGCACCUCAGGGCUCAGCUGAUGUAAAAAAGAAACAGGGCGGCAGUGCUUUGUUAUAAUUAGUAUUUAUUUGCUUUCCUUGGGUAUGAGGGACACUGAUGCCCAGCCUGAAGAAGUGCUCCCGUAUUUGCCAGGAGGCAGGUGCAUCCACCCCCACACAGCAGUUAAUGGCACCUGCUUCUGAGAUGGCAGCGACCGAGGCUGUGCACCACAUCCACUUACAGAAUUUUUCGCGCUCACUUCUGGAGACCCUCAAUGGGCAGAGGCUAGGCGGUCACUUCUGCGAUGUGACUGUGCGCAUCCGUGAAGCUUCCCUGCGUGCGCACCGCUGCGUGCUGGCCGCGGGCUCGCCCUUCUUCCAGGAUAAGCUGCUGCUUGGCCAUUCAGAGAUUCGUGUGCCACCAGUGGUGCCUGCGCAGACGGUGCGCCAGCUGGUCGAGUUCCUGUACAGUGGCUCCCUGGUGGUGGCUCAGGGUGAAGCGCUACAGGUGCUCACAGCAGCGUCUGUGCUUCGCAUCCAAACCGUCAUUGAUGAGUGCACGCAAAUCAUUGCGCGUGCCCGUGUCCCCAGCACCCCGGCACCUGCACCUCUGCCACCACCCGUGCCCCCUCCACUCGCUCCCGCGCAACUGCGCCACCGUCUGCGCCACUUGCUGGCGGCCCGCCCCCCGGGUCACCCCAGCGCAGCGCACAGCCGCAAACAGCGCCAGCCUGCACGUCUGCAGCUGCCUGCACCUCCAGCACCUAUCAAGGCUGAGGGGCCGGAUACCGAGCCGGUGCUGACUGCCGCCCCUGAAGAUAGAGGUGAAGAGGAUGACGACGAAGAGACCGAUGAAGAGACCGACGCUGAAGAAGGUGAAGGCAGCGGCGUAGGCCCGGGUGAGAGCCAGGCGCCCCUUGCUUUCCCCGACUGCUCAGGGGGCUUCCUUACCGCCACCGCAGCUGACAGCGCACGUGAGGAGCCGCCUGCAUCCACUGGCAUCACUGAUUAUGGUGGUACCGGGAGAGAUUUCCUUCGGGGGACUACGGUGACCGAGGAUGUGUUCCCAGAUAGUUACGUGUCUGCCUGGCAUGAAGCGGAAGGCAACGGGGGUCCAGAAAGUUGUCCGGUGGAAACCUCUGCCCCACCUGACUGUGCCCUGGCUGGGCCUCGCCCCACUGGCAUGAAGACCCCUGGACCCCCCGUGGCUCUCUUCCCCUUUCAUUUGGGUGCCCCAGGGCCGCCAGCACCAACACCUCCGGCUCCAUCAGGGCCAGCCCCUGCCCCCCCUCCCGCUUUCUACCCCACGCUCCAGCCAGAUGCAGCCCCCAGUGCUCAGCUAGGAGAAACCCCGGCUGUACCUGCUGCCCCUGCUGCUCCUGCAACAGCCAUCUCAGGCCCUCCUGUGCGCGUCCCCGGUGCCUCGGGUGCUGAGCAACCCGCCUAUGAGUGUAGUCACUGCCGCAAGACUUUCAGUUCUCGGAAAAACUACACCAAACACAUGUUCAUCCACUCUGGGGAGAAGCCACAUCAGUGCGCAGUGUGUUGGCGAUCCUUCUCGCUGCGCGACUACCUGCUCAAGCAUAUGGUCACACACACUGGCGUGCGAGCCUUCCAGUGUGCUGUGUGUGCCAAGCGCUUCACGCAGAAGAGCUCGCUCAAUGUGCACAUGCGCACACACCGGCCGGAGCGUGCACCCUGCCCUGCCUGUGGCAAGGUUUUCUCACACCGCGCACUGUUGGAGCGCCACCUGGCAGCUCACCCUGCACCUUGAUUGGGAUCCAGCUGUACUCAGUGCGCAGGUGCAGUCAGACCCUUGGACUAGCUCCACUCCACCGGAAGGCUCUCACCUGUUUUCCCGGGACUUGGGAACCAGAACCCUAUAUCCCUCCUACACAUGCUUAGCAUCUCUGGAGGGGAUAUGGCGGGGUAGAGGAUGGUCAGGGACCCUACCACCUCAGAGAUCUAGACCAUUUCUAGGUUGAGCUGGGUCCACAGACUCUUGGAACCUGAUAGGGGAUUUUUGCCCUACCCCCUGUCGGGAUAUGAUGUCUAGGGUUAUCCUCUGCCCCAGUGCUGGGCUAGAAUUCUCUGACCUCACCUGUUACGCCUGCGAGUGCUGCGCUAUUCUCGGUACAGUUCGCUCGCCACUGUAAGUGAGCCGGGCAAGAGCCUGGAGAUUGAAAGAACACACAAGAGACCUGGGUCAUUCGAAAGAUGAUCAGCCGA
Molecule: messenger RNA, 2814 nt
Organism: Microtus ochrogaster (prairie vole)
Lineage: Eukaryota; Metazoa; Chordata; Mammalia; Rodentia; Cricetidae
Gene: Zbtb45
Product: zinc finger and BTB domain containing 45
Biological process (GO): regulation of transcription by RNA polymerase II
Molecular function (GO): protein binding; RNA polymerase II cis-regulatory region sequence-specific DNA binding; DNA-binding transcription factor activity, RNA polymerase II-specific
Source: RefSeq, a predicted model, not a curated record